GAAUAAUUGAUUAGUUCGGGAGAUAUAUAGUAGGAGUCGGUGGUCUGUCUAGCCAAUACUAAAGACACUACACCACUCCGAUAGUGCUCAAGGGGCUAUACUAUCCCCUUCGCAACCAAACCCCCACAGAUCAAGAUGAGCAACAGUAGCAACAAGCUCUUCACCGGCGACCCCAACAAAGUCACCGUCAUCCGCCAGCUCACACCAGAGAUCAUCACUUUCAGCGUGCCGUUUUCUCGAUUUGGAGUGUUAAAGUUCGGUGGGAGGGGAACAUUGAUCAAACUCCCCUCCAACAACCUCCUGGUCUUCUCUCCCGUGACCCUAACCUCCCAAAUCCGCACCGUCAUUUCCAACCUCGGCGGAAAAGUUCGGUAUUUGGUUGCCCCCGACAUCGAGCACCACAUCCACCUGUCCGCAUGGAAAACCGCCUACCCGGAAGCGCAGAUCCUCGCGCCGGAGGGGCUGUAUGAGAGGCGCGUGAAGCAAGGGUUACACCCGAAACAGGACCAGCAUGCUACGAAUGACCAUCCACCGACUGACGCAGCAAACCACCCACCCCCGGCCUCCUCCGACGGGGUGGACUUCACAUUCGACUACAUCUUCACCCCCACCAACCAACACACUCUGACGACCCUCCCCGCGGAAUUUCGCGCGACGUUCGAGAUUGAAUACAUCCACAGCCACGCCAACCGCGAGAUCGUGCUCUUCCACAAACCUUCUCGGUAUUUGAUCCAGGCGGAUUUGUUGUUCAAUCUGCCCGCGUGGGAGCAGUACUCCCUCGCUGAAGAAGAUGCGGAUGCCGGGGCCGGGUGGUGGAAUCGGAUGUUCAUGGGGUGGAUGAAGACUGCGACUGAGGCAGAGAGAAAGGCGCAGGCGAGGUUCAUCUGGUGGGUCUUGGCGGCGGGGGAUCGGAAGGCGUUUGGGGAGAGUGUCCGACGGAUUGCGGCCUGGGGUGUGGGAGCGGGUGGCAUGGGUAUCGUGCCGUGUCAUGGGGAUGUGAUUGAGGAUCCAGGGACGGGGAAGGAGGUCUUUGAGGGGGUUUUUAGAGAUUUUCUCAAGGAGUAA
Messenger RNA from Aspergillus saccharolyticus JOP 1030-1, 1065 nucleotides. RefSeq lists its product as uncharacterized. The coding region runs from base 136 to 1065 and encodes 309 amino acids. Lineage: Eukaryota; Fungi; Ascomycota; Eurotiomycetes; Eurotiales; Aspergillaceae. The record is from RefSeq and is a predicted model, not a curated record. The transcript is spliced from 2 exons.